AUGUACAUGGUCAUUCAAUUCAACCCAGACAAUGACGUCGUGGAAUUGAAGGAAUUUUUGUACCAAGGAAAAUUCAGAUACGUGGAGACGUCGAAUUUGCAAGAGCUCUACGAAAAAUAUAAAGCCAUCAGAGAACAAGCCAAAGCAGAAGCAACGGCCCCAGUUGAGACCGAUAAUCAAAAAUCGAUCAAUGAGGAGAAAAUUGAUAAUCAAUCGAUGAAUUCAGAAAAUUCGGAAAAUUCGAAAUUCAAAAUCCCGAAAAAUCCAUCAAAAUCGCAAGAAUGUGAAAAAGGGGAUCCGAUUGCUCAUACUCAAAAAUUGUUGGCCGCUUUGGGACCUCGAAUUUCGAAUUUCAGCCAAAAACGGACCAUUGACAUUUUGAGAGAGAAAAUUGGGAGCCCAAAAACCGAUUCAUCGCAACCAGAACCAUCGGAUUCUCUUCCAAAAAUGACUCCAAAACUGAGCAAUCCGACAAUUUUUCCAAUUCCAGAACCUUCUGAAAAUCGAGAAUCUGAAAAAGCGAAAAAUCGAAAACGAUCUCAUCGGAGAAAUUCUGGAAAUGCUGAAAAUUCGAAAAUGGAAGAUUCAAAAGUUUUGGAAAUUCUGAAAAAUCUGAAUAUGCCGGAAAGCAAUUCGCCAGGUUUCGAGCCGAUUUUCCCAUUGAAAUGGACAGAUGGAUACUGA
Molecule: messenger RNA, 684 nt
Organism: Caenorhabditis briggsae
Lineage: Eukaryota; Metazoa; Nematoda; Chromadorea; Rhabditida; Rhabditidae
Exons: 3
Coding region: 1-684 (227 amino acids)
Source: RefSeq, a predicted model, not a curated record